Molecule: messenger RNA, 1576 nt
Organism: Cokeromyces recurvatus
Lineage: Eukaryota; Fungi; Mucoromycota; Mucoromycetes; Mucorales; Mucoraceae
Product: vacuolar fusion protein MON1
Exons: 8
Coding region: 56-1501 (481 amino acids)
Biological process (GO): vesicle-mediated transport; protein targeting to vacuole
Cellular component (GO): fungal-type vacuole membrane; Mon1-Ccz1 complex
Source: RefSeq, a predicted model, not a curated record
UUUUUUUUUUUUAAGAAUAAAUACAUAUACACAUAUUGCUGAGUAGCUUGAUAUAAUGCAGGAGCCAGUUUUUGUUGAUAGCAGUAAUACUAGUCAAUCGAAUAACUCAAUUGACGACAGUAACUCGUUUAAACCUUCAUCAUUAGGUUCUAAUUAUUCAUCCAAUUCAAAUAACAGUGAUGAUCUGGUUAAAAAUUAUAAUAAAAUAAGAAGACAAGGUUCAAGAAGCUCCAUUAUACCCAUAACAGACGGUGAAGUAAAGUCUAAAUCAGAAGCAGACUCAAAUACAUGGCUACAACAUAAAAAGCAUUUUUUCAUCUUAAGCAGUGCUGGAAAACCAAUCUGGACAAGAUAUGGUGAUGAAUCCCAAUUAUCUUCGUUAAUGGGCGUCAUUCAAGCAAUUAUUUCUUUUUUUCAAGAUGGAGAUGACGCAAUAAAGUCGAUUAAUGCUGGACAUCAUAAGUUUGUAUUUCUUAUUAAGGAACCACUUUAUUUUGUAGCUGUUUCAAGAACAGGAGAAUCCGACAAUCAGAUUCGUGACCAAUUACUAUACUUACAUAAUCAAAUCUUAAGUGUUUUAACAAGUGUGCAGUUAACAAGGAUUUUUGAACAAAGAGUUAAUUUUGAUUUACGAAGAUUACUGGGAGGUACUGAAGUAUUUUUGGAUAGUUUAUCAACAUCAUUUAAUAAUGAUCAUAGCUUUAUGUUAAGUGGGUUACAGUGUUUACGUCUAAAUCGACCUAUUCGAGAUCAAAUAGGAUCUAUUUUGGCAGAAGGAAAAGUGAAGAAAAUAUUAUAUGCAAUGAUUGUAGCAAAUGGGAAAUUAGUAACAUUAUUACGACCUAGAAAACAUAGUUUGCAUCCUUCAGAUCUUCAUUUAUUGUUUAACAUGUUGACAGGAUCUACAACAUUUCAUACAGCUGAAUCAUGGACACCUCUUUGUUUGCCAAAAUUCAAUUCAAAAGGAUUUUUACAUGCUUAUAUAUGUUAUGUUGAAAAGAAUAUUUCAGUAGUUGUUGUUAGCACGGCCAAAGAUAACUUUUUCGAGAUAAGUGCAUGGAAAUCACAAAUUUAUGAAAGUAUGCAAAAAGAAGGAGUAUUAUUAACGACGAUUAAAGAGGCUUUAAAUGACACGUAUACAGUUGAAGAUAUACAGAUACCCUCUCUGCUUCAUUUUAUAUAUAAAUCAAAAAUCCAUAUUCAAUUCACAACUCCAGGAUUUAGUGGACCUUAUACGAAUGACAUUAAUAGAAGAAGAUUAUAUAGACUUUAUCAGCAUAUGUUUGAUAGAAUGCAUAAUAGAACAAGACCAUUAAAAUUAUAUUAUAUAAAUAGUGAAAAAGAAGUACUCUUAGGAUGGAUAACUUCAUCAUUUGAAUUAUAUGUCGUAUUCCCUUCAAAUACGCCUAAGCCAUUAAUAAUAUCAAGCUCGAAUCAAUUAUUGAAAUGGAUAAAAAAAAAUGAAGAUAAUUUAUUUAUUUUAAAUUCACCAGUCUUUUAAAACUUUUCAUCUCCUUCUUCUUUUUCUCUUAAAUUCAUGAUUUCCAGCUGUCCUUUUCCUUUUGAUUCAUUUUGU